Messenger RNA from Cervus elaphus (red deer), 1447 nucleotides. Its product is annotated as guanylate-binding protein 6-like. Gene Ontology annotation, molecular function: GTP binding; GTPase activity. The transcript has 8 exons. Gene Ontology annotation, biological process: defense response to protozoan; defense response to Gram-positive bacterium. NCBI's taxonomy places the organism in Eukaryota, Metazoa, Chordata, Mammalia, Artiodactyla, Cervidae. The coding region runs from base 80 to 1447 and encodes 455 amino acids. The record is from RefSeq and is a predicted model, not a curated record.
CUCUUGCAUUGGGAACAUGGAGUCUUAACAACUGGACUGCUGGGAAAGUCCCUCCAAGUUCUUAGUUUUGAAGCUUCCCAUGGCAUCUGGAUCCACCAUAAUGGACCCCAUCUGUCUGGUAAGAAACCAGAACAACCAGCUGACAGUAAAUCCCAGAGCACUGAAGAUUCUGGAGCAGAUAUCUCAGCCUGUGGUGGUGGUGGCCAUCACAGGGCUGUAUCGGACCGGAAAGUCCUACCUGAUGAACCGCCUGGCAGGACAAAACCAUGGUUUCCAUCUGGGCUCCACAGUGCAGUCUGAAACCAAGGGAAUCUGGAUGUGGUGUGUGCCCCACCCCUCCAAGGAGAACCACACCUUGGUCCUUCUGGACACCGAGGGUCUGGGUGAUAUGGAGAAGGGGGACUCCAAAAAUGACUCGUGGAUCUUUGCCCUGGCCGUGCUCCUGAGCAGCACCUUUAUCUACAACAGCAUGAGCACCAUCAACCACCAGGCCCUGGAGCAGCUGCACUAUGUGACUGAAUUAACGGAGCUGAUCAGAAUCAAAUCAUCUCCCAUCUCUGAUGAUGUAAAGGACUCAGUCGAGUUUGUGAGAUUCUUUCCGGACUUUGUCUGGGCUGUGCGGGAUUUCAUGCUGGAGCUGGAGUUAAAUGGAAACCCCAUAACUGAAGAUGAGUACCUGGAGAAUGCCUUGAAGUUGAUUCCAGAUGCAAAUCCCCAAAUUCAAAAUUCCAACUUACCCAGAGAGUGUAUCAGGAAGUUCUUUCCCAAACGGAAGUGUUUCGUCUUUGACCGCCCUGCAAGUAACAGAAGACAAUUACUCCAUCUUGAGGAAAUACCAGAGAACCAACUGGAUGGGAAUUUCCAGAAGCAAUCAAAAGUUUUCUGCUCCUAUAUCUAUACCCAUGCAAAGGCCAAGAGCUUAAAAGAGGGAAUCACUGUCACUGGGACAAGGCUGGGAACUCUGGUGGAGGCCUACGUGUAUGCCAUCAACAGUGGAUCAGUUCCUUGUCUGGAGAACGCGGUGUCAAUUCUGGCCCAGCGUGAGAACUCAGCAGCUGUGGAGAAGGCAGCUGACCACUACAGUGAGCAGAUGACCAAGCGACUGAACCUCCCCACAGACACGCUCCAGGAGCUGCUGGAGGCGCACGCAGCCUGUGAGAAGGAAGCCAUUGCAGUCUUCAUGGAGCACUCCUUCAAGGAUGAAAAGAAGGAUUUCCAGAAGAAACUUCUGGUCAUGAUCAAGAAAAAGAAAGAAACUUUCAUGCUGCAAGAUGAAGAAGCAUCUGUCAAGUAUUGUCAGGCUGAGCUUAAGAAGCUUUCAGACCCCUUGAUGAAGAGUAUUUCAAAAGGAACUUUCUCUGUCCCUGGAGGACACUGUCGCUACUUAGAAGCAAGGAGCAGGUUUGAAGAGAACUAUAAACUCAUUCCCAGGAAAGGAGUUAAGUGA